Molecule: messenger RNA, 2398 nt
Organism: Saitoella complicata NRRL Y-17804
Lineage: Eukaryota; Fungi; Ascomycota; Saitoellomycetes; Saitoellales; Saitoellaceae
Exons: 1
Coding region: 5-2398 (797 amino acids)
Molecular function (GO): protein binding
Source: RefSeq, a predicted model, not a curated record
AGCCAUGUAUCGACUUGCGAGAGCUUCGAUUACUUCCAAUCUGUUACGAUGGCCUCAGCAACACCGCUGCUUCAGUAUCACAGCAGCUAGCCUUUCUCCAAUUCGCCCGAAAGGUGCCUCGCCUGCUGAACGUCUCCGUAACAAGAUUCUUGCAGCGCCGAAGGCGGCAGCGGCUAAGGCACGGGAAGUUUCUAAGGACAGAAAACGGCCUCAUCCGAGCAUGCUGCCUGCAGCGAGGAAGGGGCGAUCUGGUGCGGCAAAGUCCGAGAGGAGUGGUAGAUUCGAGCGCAAGGACAGACCGGCCAGGACAUACGCCAAAGAUGGGAAAGAGGGAGGUUCGGAUAGGGAGGGAGCCAGAGAGAGGAGAAGCUUUGACAAGGCAUUCAGCAGGGACGGAGACCGACCCAGGAGAACGUUCGACGAAGGAUCCAGCAGAGACCGACCCAGAGCGCCAAAGAAGUUUGCAGUAACGAGAGACUCCACUGUUCUCACAGAUUCCUAUUUUCUCAGUGAACGUGUCCAGAGACUCCUCAAGAAUGGCCGUGAGCAGGACGCUAUUAACCUGAUCCGCAUGGCUACGAAUGAGACAUCGUGUACAGUGUCAUGGAACCUCAUCCUGCAGGAAUGUCUGAAGAAAGGCGCGGUAACUGCUGCUUUCAAGUAUUUCAACGAGAUGAAGAAGAGAGCACACCACCCCGAUUCAUACACCUACACCAUCCUCUUCAACGGUCUUGCGGAAAAUGCUCAUGUCUCAUCGGUGCCCGAGUACUUGAGCAAACUCUGGUUUUCUCUCACCGCCCCGAAAUCACCGGUGAGACUGAACACCAUUCACGCCAAUGCAGCGCUCAAAGUCGCUGUUAAAGCAAAUAAUUUGACAAUGGCUUGGGAGAUUCUCGACAAACUUCCUACUGAAGGAGCAGCGAAGCCUGAUGCACUCACGUACACAUCCCUGUUCACUUUGGUGGCGAAUAAAGAUGGUGAGGAUAAGAUGAAAGAAAUUGAAGAACUUAAGGGAGUAUGGGAGCAGAUGUUCUCGGCAUGGAAAGCCGGCGACGAAGAAGCCGAGAUGUCAGAGACGUUCAUCGCCGCAUACUGUCGCAUGCUCACAUCCGGAGGAAAGAAGGAUGACUGUGAGGAGGUAUUCAAAGUGUUCGAGCAAACAUUCGGCAUCAAGAACCUAAACAGAACGGCAACAGCAGUCGUCGAACAGCCCAGAAAACUUGUGAAGAUCGGCAACAACGGAUUGUCAGUGAUCCUCGAAACCUGCUCCCAGAUCGGCCAGAAACGCCUUGGUAUCAACUACUUUGACCUCAUCAGAGACCAUGGCGUGAAGCCCGACCUCGUCAACUACCAUGCCCUUUUCCGACUUUACGUACAAUCGCGUGCAGCGGAGGACGCUGAUGCGGUUCUGGCCGGUAUGAGAAGAGAAGGCGUACGGCCAGACAAGAAGAUCUUGUUCUUGGCUUUGCAGGCAUGUAGACGUGACGGCACCGAGCGUGGAUUCGAAAUUGCAACCAACAUUAUGAAUCGUUGCCCGAGUUGGAAUAUCUUCCCCGACGCACAGCUCUAUUUGACGUACUUGAAGUGUGCGGAUGUGACCAAGUCGCCCAAGUCCUUGGCUACGGCAGUUAUCAAGGCGCAGGACAUGGAUUUGAGGGGAAUGGCUACCAAUGGCAAGCGUGAAGGGGACAAAGCGAGGAUGGGAGAGGCAUUGAGGGUGAACAUCAGUUUGGUGGAUCAACUGCUUUUUGCAGCGAAGCAGGAAGAAAAUCCGGUUGAUCUUGCGUCUCUUAACCUUUCUGAGGAGAAACUGACGCAGAUGAAGUCCGCGUUGAUGAAGACUGAGACGUUGUUACCAGAAUCUAAGAAGCCAAAGGAAUUUGUCGCUGUCGCAGAUACCGAAAUGGACCUGGACGGUGCCGUCACACCCACCGUACCCACCGAGGAUGUCACCGCAGGCCCAUCAGAAACGCUGAAGAACAAACCAGCUCACGCACUGAAGCCGUGGGAACGUGAGAAGUUGCGUCUCCAGGAGAAGGCUGAGCGUCUCAAGGAAAAGAUCAGAAUGCAGCAAGAGAUUGCGGAGUUGAAGAAGAAAUCACAUGAGUUGAAGGAUCAGUCACGUGAGGUGCAGCGUAGGAGACAGCCUGGUGGGUAUGUUCAAGAUUCGAUGAGAUGGAACAAGGCUGGUGUGGAUUUCAGGGAUGCGAGGGAGGGUGGGAAGCCUUGGGAGAACCGCGAUCGAAGAGACGGUGGGGAGCGUCGGAACUAUCGUGACCGAAGGGAUGACGGAGGGCGUAGGAACGGUUGGGAACAGAGGUCCUCCCAGGAUCGCGAUAACCGGAGACCUCGUCGUGAGCGUCCGGAAAAACAGGAGUCAGGGGAAUCUGAGGAUUAA